Linderina pennispora is the source of this 1318-nucleotide messenger RNA. RefSeq lists its product as uncharacterized. The coding region runs from base 200 to 1021 and encodes 273 amino acids. The record is from RefSeq and is a predicted model, not a curated record. The transcript has 2 exons. Lineage: Eukaryota; Fungi; Kickxellomycota; Kickxellomycetes; Kickxellales; Kickxellaceae.
CGCAGAUGAGCCCGUCGCCGUACUGGUACGUCAACAGCUUAGCGGCGUACAUCGCGCGACUCGUUCAACGGGCACUUCCACACGCCGUCGUCGUCGUCCUCGCUGAUUGGGCUUAACGGACAGCCGGUGACACCACUCGGCGGAGCACCGCCCGGAGCCUUCAUGCGGCCGCGAGUCCGACGCGGAUCUGGCGCUGGCGAUGAACAACGCGUUUGCCAACGGCGACGUGUUUGGGAACCACCGUCCUGCUUGCAGAUGCAGCCGGGGCGCCUCCAUCGCCACUCUCGCAGAUGACAAUGAUGGGAGCGAACUACCAGCACAACCAGAUGCUUGGGCUUGUGAGCGAGGCGAAGAAUGGCAGCAGCAAGCUGAAGACCAGCAGCGGCGCCUAGCGACGAUUUCCGGAUGGGCAGCGAGACGACAGCUCGCAGCAACGCCAGUGAGUCUGGUGGCGGAAAUAACGACGCGGAGGUGUCGAUGGCUGACGCGACAUCAGCGUCGGGCAGCAACAGCUCAGGCACCAGCUGGGGCCCCACUGGGGUCGUCGACAGGGCUGGCCAUCGAUAUGAACAUGGCGAACGACGAUAUGGUGAUGGCGCUGUUCAAUGCCAUGAGCAAUGCGAGCGCGGCAGCACAGCAGGGAGCCACGACGAGCCAGCCAUUGCAGCAGCAACGGCAGCAGGGCGCAGCUGGGUUUGGGGCGUCUCUGGGACUCGAUCCGCACGCGCUAGAGUUGCUGCAGCAAGGAGCAGGCAGCAGCCUGGGUCCCACGGCGGAGGCCGGUGAGGCGCAGGCGAUGGACUGGUGCUUUGACUGGAGCAAUCCCGUCGCAGUCGCAGCAGCAGCAGAAUAUAUCGUCGGCGUUCAUGACACCUGGCGGCACCCACGAGUCGGAUACCAGCAUGGACUGGACAGCAACAAGCAGCAGCGGCGAUGGUACAGAUGGAGGCGACGGUACCAGCAGCAAAAGUGUCGACAGGAUCAGCACGCCCGCAGCAGCAAGCAUGGUUGGUCUGAGUGACCCCAUGGCAGCAGCUUCGAGCGGUGUGCUGGUGGGAACGGCAGUGUCUGACUCGCAGCAGAGCUGAGGCUUUACUCCCAGCACCCUUGAUACACAAGGGCCUCCUUGGCAUGGCAGGCAGCCGCAGCAAUAAAAAAGUACAGCAGUAUUUCUUCAACUUCUCCUUCGCAAUGCUCUCCCCCUCCCCUCUUCAUUAACAUUCCGCACAUAACCACCACUGACUACCUUAUCCUAACACUAUCGAGAGCAGUACUAAUGUUAACAUCAUUUCCACUCCUCCUUUUCCACCCUUCGUUC